Messenger RNA from Cercopithifilaria johnstoni, 603 nucleotides. The record is from the annotation of a GenBank genome assembly. NCBI's taxonomy places the organism in Eukaryota, Metazoa, Nematoda, Chromadorea, Rhabditida, Onchocercidae.
AUGGGGGAAGGAGAGGAAGUGGCGCAGAUUGGUACCUGCAAAUGGUUCAAUGUUCUAAAAGGUUAUGGUUUCAUCACACCUGACGAAGGUGGGAAUGACGUAUUUGUCCAUCAGUCUGAGUUAAAUAUGGAUGGUUUCCGAAGUUUGGAUGCUGGUGAACGUGUUCGUUUUGUGAUCCGGAAGAAGCCGGAAGGUAACGAAGCAACAGCUGUUAAAAGUGCAGAACCUGGUGGAAAACUGAAGGGAAGUUCUAUCAGACCUCUUGGAAAAAAUAAGUCACAUGUUAUAAGGUGUUUUAAAUGUGGCCAUUACGGGAAUCAUACGGCAGCCAAGUGUAAAACAUCGGUGGGAGUCGAGAAAGCGUGCUAUGGAUGUCUUGCAGCCGAUCAUUUAGUCGCUGAUUGCCCACAAAAAGUAUACUUUAAAAAUGAUAAUAAAACAAAAAAUAACGGCACUGAAGAAAGCGAUGCGAAUGAGGAAGUGGUGAAAGCAGAGAGUACUAAAGAACAACAAUUAAAAACGAAAAAGGAAAAGGCUGAUUCGAAGAUGAAAGAAAUUACCGUCGACAAAGACAAUGUCGUUAAGAGUAAUAACUGUUUUUAA